This is a messenger RNA of Cladophialophora yegresii CBS 114405, 444 nucleotides long. RefSeq names its product mitochondrial import inner membrane translocase subunit tim-17. Bases 1 to 444 code for a protein of 147 amino acids. The transcript has 2 exons. Gene Ontology annotation, molecular function: transmembrane protein transporter activity. Lineage: Eukaryota; Fungi; Ascomycota; Eurotiomycetes; Chaetothyriales; Herpotrichiellaceae. The record is from RefSeq and is a predicted model, not a curated record. Gene Ontology annotation, cellular component: mitochondrial inner membrane; TIM23 mitochondrial import inner membrane translocase complex. Gene Ontology annotation, biological process: protein import into mitochondrial matrix.
AUGGAUCACUCACGAGAUCCGUGUCCAUGGGUGGCGCUUUCAGAUUUUGGCGGAGCGUUCUGUAUGGGCGCUUUAGGAGGCACAUUAUGGCACGGCAUUAAGGGAUUCCGAAAUUCACCAUAUGGCGAACGACGGAUAGGCAUGAUCACAGCGAUCAAAGCCCGCGCGCCUGUGACGGGAGGCAACUUCGGCGUAUGGGGAGGCAUGUUCAGCACAUAUGACUGCGCAGUCAAGGGCAUCCGCAAGAAGGAAGAUCCUUACAACUCCAUCAUUGCAGGUUUUCUGACAGGAGGCUCGCUGGCGAUAAGAGGAGGCUACAAGGCGGCGAGAAACGGUGCCAUCAUGUGUGCCAUCUUCCUUGCUGUCAUUGAGGGUGUUGGUAUUGGCAUUCAGCGGCUGAUGGCGGAGAACACGAGACUCGACGUAAGUGUGAAGCCCAUCUAA